Drosophila grimshawi is the source of this 4949-nucleotide messenger RNA. RefSeq names its product WASH complex subunit 2 (gene FAM21). The record is from RefSeq and is a predicted model, not a curated record. NCBI's taxonomy places the organism in Eukaryota, Metazoa, Arthropoda, Insecta, Diptera, Drosophilidae. The coding region runs from base 44 to 4840 and encodes 1598 amino acids. The transcript has 4 exons.
AAAGUAUUUUUGCAAAAUUGAGGCGUUAUUAAUUGAAGGGAAAAUGGAUAUAAACGCUGAAGUGGCUGACAUUGUCGCACAAGCGUCGGAAUGGAAUUUCGCUGGAGAUUGCGCGCUGCUGGAGCUGAUGAAACGCAUCUCUCAGAAUCUGCACGAAAGCGGCGAACGCACCAGCCACAAAUUAAAGGAAUUCGAAACGAAUGUGAGGCGCGUUGAUAUUGCGUUAGAUAAUGCGACCAACAGUCUCCGUUCGCUGCAAUUUGGGCAGCAGUUCGUCGAGUAUCGCGUGGAGGAAGUGGACGACGAUGAUUUUGUCAUGCCCGAGGAACAGAAUAAGAAGCCAGAGCUUCCGGUGAAGAGUUCCCAGGAAAUGGCCAACGAAUUUCUGCAAAACAAUUUGAGGAUGUUUAGAAAGAACUUUGAACCGGUGACCAUUGAAUUACCUGACUCGGAUGACGAAGACGAUGGUGCUGUGAAUACCACCACUGUUUUUCGGGCUAAGAAUCCCUACGAUAGCAUACCUUUGCCCUACAUAAUUGGCUCCAAACAGUGGCAGGAGCAUAAGUAUGCCGGACUCUAUGACAGCGCCGAGAACAGCGAGGAUGAGCAUCCCGAGCAGUUCUCCUCGAGUUCUUCGGAUGAGCUGGAAACGGCUACGACUGCAGCAGCUGCUGCUUCUGCUCCAAAGCCUACUCCCAGAAGUCAGCCAGUGGAAAUGCAGCAAUCGGAUUCCUCCUCGUUGGCCUCUCUGCCCCAGGAGCCAAUUUCAAGGCCUGCAGCACAGCCUAUUGCGGCACCAGCCGCUCGCAGCCAGGCGCAACCGCGUCCAAUUAUCAGCAGUCAAAGGAAUCCACACGAGAGCGAUCUCUUUCAGGCACUGCGUGCUUCACCACCCAGCGACGAUCCGCCAUCCACCUCCUCCUCGCUGAACUCAUCGCCAGCCAUAUCGCACAGGCAUCUAACGGCGCAUGGUUUACCCCGUGUGGAUCACUCGCUCAGUUCGAGCAGCAGCAGCGCCAGCAAACCACAUCCUGUGGGCAGACAAUCGCCACCAAAACUAUUUGAUGAACCAAUAACAGUAGCUGCGCCAAUUGAAGUGCCUAUUAGCCAGGAGAGUGAAAUAAAACCAGCCGCUGCACCCAGUCAAAUUAAACGCAAGCCUGUAAAUCUCUUCAAUGAUGAUGAAUUCGAUUCGUUUAUGUCUGAAAUUGUGGACAAGGUAAAAUCUAAGUCUACCAACAGCCCAGCGACACCAGCCACUGUUGUCCACGCGAAGGAGCCACCUAAAGCAAAACCGGCCCCUGAACAAGUCAAACCUAUCGCACCUGCCCAGACGGCACCAAAGGAGACACCAUUGCGUAAUCAUAAUCUCUUCGACGAGAGUCCACCGCUGACACCCACCCUAAGAGAACAGCCCAAAGUUGCAGCCAUGACUGCUAAAAAGAUGCCCACCUCGCUUUUCGAUGACAAUCUGGAUGAUGAUGUAGAUGACUUCCUCAGUGCUUUUACGCCAAAGGCAAAGCCACAGCAGCAAGCUCCUAAAAUCUCCCUAUUUGAUGAUGAUGAUGAUGAUUUGGAUAUCGAUGAUAUAUUUGCCAAGAAGAUGCCGUCAAACCCACUGGCCAGCAAAAUGGUUGCAAAGACUUCGCUGUUCGAUGAUGACGAUGAUGAUAAUGCCAAUGAUAUAUUCAGUUCAACCUCAAAGCCUACUUCUCAGUCAUCUAAGCUGAAACAGGAGCGGGAACAAACGCAGCCACAGCCAGUUGCUGAGCCACCAAAUAUUCAGCGAAAAAGUCUCUUCGAUGAUAUUGGCGAUGAUGAUUUGUUUGGCACCCCCAAGUCAACCAAGCAGCUAUUCGUUGGAGCUAUUCAAGAGGAGCGGGACAAAGAGAAUAAGCUUAAGCAGCAGGAACAAGAUAUUUCAGACAGACCAAAGAAAAUCGAAGGCGUAAUAAAGACAGCUAAGCUCGAGGAACAAAAUGUUAAGGAUCUGCCCAAAUCGUUGGAUACUAAGAAUCAGGUUUCAAAAGAUAUGCAAGCAGCAAAAGUAGCAGAUUUGAAGACACCCGACCCAAAGUCAAAAGCCGAUCUAUUUAGUGACGAUUUUAGUGAUGAGGAAGCCAUUAAAGGAUUCUCUGAAGAUCAUCUCAAAACGCUUGAGGCAGCAAAGGAUUUGCCUAAUCCGGCAAAGGAAAUCAAAGUAGCUGAAUUGAAGACACCAAAACCAAAUCUAUUUAGUGACGAUUUUAGUGAUGAGGAAGCCGUUGAAGGAUUCGCUAGAGAUCAGCUCAAAAAGCCUAAGAUACCAAAGGAUUUGAAUGAUCCGACAAAGGAAAUUAAAGGGGCGGAAUUGAAGACACCAAAAGCAGAUAUAUUUAGUGACAAUUUCAGUGAUGAGGAAGCAAUUAAAAGCUCCUCGCUCAAAAAUGCAGAUGAAGCCAAAGUAACAAAUAAAAUUACAAAACCAAUAGUUGAUUUAGCUGCGAUUAAAACAACUGAGAAGGAGGAGAAUGGCAAACUACCUGCUCAGUUGGAGCCAACGAACAAAAAGGAAACUGAUGAUGCCGAGGAUGCAGCAGAGGAAGUGGAGCAGCAGCAUGAGAGGGCUUUAAUAAUGGAUGAUUUAUUCGAUAACCUAAAGCACAGCUCAGCAAUAGAAGAACAUGACGAGGAUCCCAUCAUCAGCCUGGUGGCAGAUGUAAGCAAUAAUAAAUCGAAAACAGAAAUCGGAACUCCAAAGACACCACCAGCCGAGGACAUUGCAGCCGCACAGCAAAUCAUGCAGAACUACUCGAGCCUUUUCUCGGAUGAGCCGCCCGACGAUAGCGAGUUCUUUCAGUCUCUUGGCACCAGCAGCCUGAGCAGUUUGAGCGCCUCAAAAAUGUUUGAUAGCGCUCAGGAUUUCUUCGAGCCCAACUUGCCAGACUUGCCGCAAAGUGGCUCAAAGGCAACGCCAGCAGCUGCGACGUCGUUGGAGCAAUCCAACAAGGAUUAUGGUGGCAUGCAUCUAUUUAGCGAUGUGCCGCCAGAGGAUGAUGAUGAUCAGAAUGAAGGAUUAGCUACCGCUGUGGCUCCUCUCAGUGUGGAGUCAGUUGGUGCAUCCACAAAGCGCAUACACACCAUCUUCUAUGAUGACUUCAGUGAGACGGCUCGUGCUGGCGCCAGCCAUCAGAUCAUUGAUGAGCCGCCACCUAUCGAUAUUGUGGAUAAGAGUGCAUCUGAGCCGCUCAAGCUUCCUUCACCCAUUAAAAAACUGCAAAUGCCCAAUAUAAAUAUCAAUGUCAAAGCGCUCCUGCCUGGCGGAGGCGCUUUGCCAAAGCUUCCCAAGAAGCAAGCAAAUACUCCAGCUUCAGCAGUAGCACCAGCAACAGAACCACCCCCAGCCCACCAAGCUGGCAAGUCCAGCUCGAGCGAGACGGAUAGCAUUCUUCAGUGUAUUAGUAAAACCCGCGUGCGUGGUCCAGCUCAUCGGCGUCCCUCGACUCGACGGGCGCGACAGGAGAACUAUGCCAAGACACUGUUAAAGGAGCAACCGGAUGACGCAGCUCCAAUAGCUGCUGCAGCAGACACUUCCAGCAUUGCACGCAAGACAGCACAGCUGCCCAGCUUUGAGAGUGAUGAUAAUAAUGAAGUUGCUGCAGAUGCUGCUUUGGUUAAACCACUCCAGCAAGCAGCUGCUCAUUCCGAGGAAACUCACCAAUUAACAAACUCAGCCAAGUCCUCAUCAUUUCUCGACAGCGAUUCGGAUGAUGAUGCGCUCUUUGGCAAAGGAGUGCAGAGAAAAUCUGCUGCAGUGUCUUCAGGUUUGCCAGCAGCUGUUUCAACUCUAUUGCCCACACAGCCACCGGAAGAUGACUUAAAGCCCCUUGCCAAGAAGGAACAAACUAGCAGUUCCCUCUUGAAACCAGCUGCAGCUGCUUUGGCCAGCCAACAGAUACCAAAGGAUGACUUCAAGGUGCCUUCAUUUUUGGACAGCGAUGAGGAUGAUCAAAGGAGUUACGGCUUUAGCCCACCAAGUGGAUCACCGUCGCCAUUAGUGUCCACAACAAGAACAAAUACCGGGCCCCCUAAAUCGUAUGUUUCAUUUUUGGAUAACAACGGUGACGAUGACAACUUCUUAUUUAGUUCAGCAUCAGUUGCGCCAGCGAAGCCAUCAGCAGCUGAACCACAGAUCAAGAAAGUUGCAUUAAAGCAAGACAAAUUGGCGUCUUCAUUUUUUAAUAGCGAUGAUGAUGAUGAUGAUGCACUCUUUAAGCCGGCACAAAAAGCGAAAGCAGUUUCUAAUUUGCCAGUCAAGAAACCUCUCGAAAAGGAAAUCAAAUCCACAGCUGCUUCCAUUUCUUUAAACAAACAGCAACCGGCAGAGCUGGUGACCAAGUCUAAGCCAAAGGCUGUUAAGCCCAACAGCAGCAAAUUGUUUGAUGACAGCGAUGAUGAUGAUGAUCUAUUUGGCAGCGCCUCUCUUCCCAUAACUAAAACCAAUCCCAAACAUACUCCGAUUCCUGCAGCUGAUCCUGUUCCAGCUGCUUUCAUAAGCCAAACUUCUGUCUUUAGCAGCAGCAGCAGCGAGGAGGAGAAGCUGCCCAAAUCCUUGAGCAACAAGUCAAGGCUGCCGACUAAACCAAGUAAAAGUCUCUUCAGCGAUGAUGACGAUGACGAUGAUCUGUUUGGUGGUGGAGCUGGCGUUAAGCGAGGUGCUGUUGUCAGUAAGGCCAAGAUCGUUAAAUCGGCUCCACGCAACGUGACCAAAAAGGUGCCCAGCAAGAUAACGGCCACGCCCUUGCCGGCAAGUGCAGGGAAUGCUUCCGAUAAUCCGCUGGCUGAUCUAUUGGAUCCGUGAGUGACUUUUAGUUAAUAUUAAAAAUAUUUGAAUAGAAUACUACAAGUAUAUAUGUAUUUACAAUUAUCGAUUUGUUAGAUAUAAUUAAACACAACUUUACAGAAAUCAA